AUGCCGGGCAAAUUGAUUGAUCGUUACGACCAUGUCCCUGAGACCAAGGAGGACUUGGACUGGGCGGAGCUUAUCACUCUCGAUCUGAGUCAGUAUGAUCAACCAGGCGGAAAGCAGGAUCUUGUCAAGCAGCUGGAACACGCCGUGCGCUAUGUUGGAUUCUUCUACGUGAAGAACUUCAACAUCAGCCAGGAAGAGAUUGACCGUCAAUUCGCCCUGGGUCGCGAAUUCUAUGCGCUGCCAAAUGAGGAGAAACUCCGUUUCCACAAUCAGCAGGACCUCGACAGGGGCGAGUAUAACGGAUACAGGCCUGCGGGUCAGCGCAACCUAGGGAACGGCCUCAAGGACAACGCCCAGGUGUACAACAUCCCCAAGUUCGACGGCCACCACCCGCGACAGCAUCCUCCGGUGCUUGGCGACAACCUGGCCGAGAUCGAGGCCUUCAGCCGGAAGUGCCACUCGGAGGUGGUUGAGAAGCUGCUCCGUCUAUUCGCAAUUCUUCUCGAACUGCCCGACGAGGACCAGCUGGUUCGCGACCACCAAUACGACGUCAAGGGAGAGGACCAUUUGCGCUACAUGCAUUAUGAAGCUCGCAACUCCGAGGACAACAAGAAGGUCGGCGGUCUCUACAUUCCUGGCCAUACCGACCUGGGCACGGUGACCUUGCUUUUCCGACAACCCGUUGCAGCGCUGCAGAUUCUCAACUCCGAGGGUCAGUGGAAGUGGGUGCGUCCUCAGAAUGGGACCAUUACGAUCAACACUUGCGACGCCUUGACAGCCCUCACAGGCGGGUUGAUCAAGUCGAGCAUUCACAGGGUCCAUGCUCCACCGCCAGACCAGGCGCACGUUGACCGGUUGGGCGUGCUUUAUUUCGCCCGGCCUAAUAACCAUGUUGUUUUGGAUCCUCUCACAAACAGCCCGCUGCUCCAGCGCCUCGGGCUGACACACAAUGUUUUCACAGAGCUUGGCCAGCAUCUCACCACCGAGCAAUGGGUUCAGAAGCGACAGACGCAGCAACAGCGGCGGAACACGGAGGUCAAGGUUUCUGACGAGGGAAAGUUCAGCUAUGGCAAGAAGGACCUCGAGAUCAUCCCUGGUCUGCAUGCGAAAGUGUAUAACUAG
Aspergillus steynii IBT 23096 is the source of this 1122-nucleotide messenger RNA. RefSeq names its product iron/ascorbate family oxidoreductase. The record is from RefSeq and is a predicted model, not a curated record. The transcript has 5 exons. NCBI's taxonomy places the organism in Eukaryota, Fungi, Ascomycota, Eurotiomycetes, Eurotiales, Aspergillaceae. Gene Ontology annotation, molecular function: dioxygenase activity. The coding region runs from base 1 to 1122 and encodes 373 amino acids.